ACAAUGAACGCGUGAUCCGAUUCCUGAAUUCUUCGAAUAUAUACGCACACCAGCUAGUCGGCGAGGGACCACCGGGUUACCCACGUGCGUCAUAUCGUGAGCGCCAGGGAAGAUCCAGUGAUGGCCAAAAAAGCACCUUUCGCCAGCGUGUUUGCCUACCAUCUCACUCUGGAAAUCACGAAAGCUCUCAUAGUUCCGCUCGUAGUCGCUCUCGCCACCCUGGCGAAGUCAAGCUUCCCUCACCCUGCUCGUUUGGCCUCGAAUACAGAUACCAAUGCUCGUGUCGAAGGGCUAUACAACCUCGUUAAUAGACGCAUUCCGCAACACGCUGGUGCAUUUAGGUUCACUCUAGCACCUGGGAAUACCACUGCUUUUGACACCUUCACCUUGAGAUGCUACCUUACAGAAUGAUAACUGUAGCGCGCAGAUCGACAUCGAAUGCAACUCGAUAAGUGCGUGUGCUCGAGGACUUUACACGUAUGUCACUGAGUUUGGAGGAGUGGACAUCUGG
This is a messenger RNA of Pisolithus orientalis, 511 nucleotides long. RefSeq lists its product as uncharacterized. Lineage: Eukaryota; Fungi; Basidiomycota; Agaricomycetes; Boletales; Pisolithaceae. The transcript has 3 exons. The coding region runs from base 121 to 411 and encodes 96 amino acids. The record is from RefSeq and is a predicted model, not a curated record.